AUGGUGAAGGCAAAGAAAUUCAUUUUAGCAAAACAUUUUGACGGGUUUCCCAAGAACAGUGAUCUGAAGCUUCUUGAGGAGGAACUACCUGAGUUACAAGAUGGGCAAUUUUUGCUGGAGGCAAUCUACCUGUCUGUUGAUCCCUAUAUGAGGCCGUACAGCAGACGUCUUUUGAAAGAAGGUGACGUUAUGUUAGGACAACAACUUGCAAAGGUGAUACAAAGCAGAAACACUAACUAUGCAACCGGGUCACACGUAUUAACAACGAAUAAGGUCGGAUGGCGGAGUCAUACCAUAUCCCGUGGUGGUCAGGAUGAUAUAGAGAGUCAACUAGAACAUUACCCUGCACAGAUCCCACUAUGUAAAGCUAUGGGAAUCCUUGGCAUGGUAGGAAUGACGUCAUACUUCGGAUUUAUCGAUAUCUGUACACCAAAGGAGGGUGAGACGGUUGUGGUGAAUGGUGCAGCCGGAGCUGUGGGAAGUAUUGUUGGGCAGAUAGCAAAAAUUAAGGGAUGUCGAGUUAUUGGAUUUGCAGGUUCGGAUAACAAAGUGAAAUAUUUAAAAGAUCUUGGAUUUGACGAAGCUUUCAACUAUAAAACAAUAGAUUUAGACGAAACGUUGAAGUUGGCCGCUCCUAACGGAGUCGAUAUAUAUUUCGACAACGUUGGAGGCAAGUUCUCAGAAGUUGUACGUAAACAUAUGAGAAAAUAUGGUCGCAUCAGUUGUUGUGGUGCAAUUUCACAGUAUAAUAAGCAAGUUCCCGAUUCAAUCACGAGUUAUGAUAUGUUGGUUGUCAUACAAGAACUUAAAAUCCAGGGAUUUAUUGUCUCCUCUUAUAAAGCCAGAUAUCCAGAGGCGUUUAAACAGAUUGCUGAGUGGUAUUUACAGGGCAAGAUCAAUCUUGACGAAACCAUUACGGAUGGAUUUGAAAAUAUGCCCAAGGCGUUCUUCGGCCUGUUUACCGGAGACAAUAUUGGCAAAGCUCUUGUUAAAACAUAG
Messenger RNA from Saccoglossus kowalevskii, 999 nucleotides. Its product is annotated as prostaglandin reductase 1-like. Gene Ontology annotation, cellular component: cytoplasm. Gene Ontology annotation, biological process: prostaglandin metabolic process. Lineage: Eukaryota; Metazoa; Hemichordata; Enteropneusta; Harrimaniidae. Gene Ontology annotation, molecular function: 2-alkenal reductase [NAD(P)H] activity; 15-oxoprostaglandin 13-reductase [NAD(P)+] activity. The record is from RefSeq and is a predicted model, not a curated record.